CUGAGGAAGCAAUCAACAUUCUACAGACAGAAGGGUGAAGAAAGAAAGCAGUGACAUAAACCUUUAGAAAGGGAUGUGAGACUCCAAAUGUAAUCUAUGAACCUUGAAUCCAAAUUCUGCUGAUCAACUGUAAAACCAUCAUUGAGACAACUGGGCAGUUUGACUCUGCACUAGGAGUUAUUUUAUACAGAAAUCUUGUGGUACCAUUGCACAGAGUGAUGAUUAUACAAAGAGUGGUACUGAAUUCCCGACCUGGAAAAAAUGGAAAUCCUGUGGCAGAAAACUUCAGAAUGGAAGAAGAAGUCAGUGUACCAGGUAGUGUCAAUGAAGGACAAGUGCAAGUUAGAACGCUUUAUCUUUCUGUGGAUCCUUACAUGCGAUGUAAGAUGAAUGAAGAUACGGGGAGUGAUUAUUUAGCACCUUGGCAGCUGUCUCAGGUGGUCGAUGGUGGAGGUAUUGGAAUUAUAGAGGAGAGCAAGCACAGAAAUUUGGCUAAAGGCGAUUUUGUGACUUCUUUCUAUUGGCCCUGGCAAACUAAGGCCAUUCUAGAUGGGAAUGACCUUAAAAAGGUAGACCCACAACUUGUGGAUGGACACCUUUCAUAUUUUCUUGGAGCAAUAGGUAUGCCUGGUUUGACUUCCUUGAUUGGAGUACAGGAAAAAGGUCACAUAUCUGCUGGAUCUAAUCAGACAAUGGUUGUCAGUGGAGCAGCAGGUGCCUGUGGCUCAUUGGCUGGGCAGAUUGGCCAUCUGCUAGGCUGUUCCAGAGUGGUGGGAAUUUGUGGAACACAUGAAAAAUGCCUCUUCUUGACCUCAGAAUUGGGGUUUGAUGCUGCAAUUAAUUAUAAAAAAGGAAAUGUGGCAGAACAACUCCGAGAAUCAUGCCCGGCUGGAGUGGAUGUUUACUUUGACAAUGUUGGUGGUGACAUCAGUGAUACAGUGAUAAGUCAGAUGAAUCAGAACAGCCACAUUAUUCUGUGUGGUCAGAUUUCUCAGUACAAUAAAGAUGUACCUUAUCCUCCUCCACUGCCCCCUGCUGUAGAAGCAAUCCAGAAGGAAAGAAACAUCACAAGAGAGAGAUUUAUGGUAUUAAAUUAUAAGGAUAAAUUUGAGCCUGGAAUUCUACAGUUGAGUCAAUGGUUUAAAGAAGGAAAGCUAAAGAUCAAGGAAACUAUGAUAAAUGGAUUGGAAAACAUGGGCGUUGCAUUCCAGUCCAUGAUGACAGGAGGUAACAUUGGAAAGCAGAUAGUCUGCAUUUCAGAAGAUACUUCUUUGUUACCUGGGUACACAUCCUAAUCAAGGAAAUCGUACAUAUUUCACUUUGCACACAGAUUUUAAAGAUACAUUCUAAAAACUCUUAAGAGUACAGAUAGCUCUUGAUUUGAAUGUGAUCAUGAGUGAUAUUUUCUUAUAUAUAACCUCUGUAUCUUCAAUAUCAUACAUUGACUCUAUAACAUGUACCAUAAUAAAAUCAGUAUCAUCUA
Messenger RNA from Nannospalax galili (Upper Galilee mountains blind mole rat), 1483 nucleotides. RefSeq names its product prostaglandin reductase 2 (gene Ptgr2). Bases 219 to 1295 code for a protein of 358 amino acids. The record is from RefSeq and is a predicted model, not a curated record. Lineage: Eukaryota; Metazoa; Chordata; Mammalia; Rodentia; Spalacidae. The transcript is spliced from 10 exons. Gene Ontology annotation, molecular function: 15-oxoprostaglandin 13-reductase [NAD(P)+] activity. Gene Ontology annotation, biological process: prostaglandin metabolic process.